Molecule: messenger RNA, 2856 nt
Organism: Malaclemys terrapin pileata
Lineage: Eukaryota; Metazoa; Chordata; Testudines; Emydidae
Gene: NRG1
Product: neuregulin 1
Exons: 13
Coding region: 267-2213 (648 amino acids)
Biological process (GO): nervous system development; cell differentiation; intracellular signal transduction
Molecular function (GO): protein tyrosine kinase activator activity; chemorepellent activity
Source: RefSeq, a predicted model, not a curated record
UAGUGAAGCGGGGGCAAAGAAACAGAGCCGAGAGGAGUUUCCCCCAACUUCCAGGAAGUCCUGGCUCCUUGUCCCAGGUGGCAGCAGCAGCGGCAGCCCCAGAGCAGAGGGGGACCCCGGAGAAGGGGACAGCGGAGAGAGAGGCGAACUUCCCCCACCAGCCGGCUCGCUUGCUGCUCCAGCCUGCGCGGAGCGAGGGGCAGGGGGCAGCCGGAGCGGGGGACAGGGGCGCAGCGUCCCCGGGCGCUAGGGCAGCACCGGCCGGGAUGUCCGAGAAGAAGCGAGAAGGCAAAGGGAGGAAAGGCAAGAAGGGCGGCAAAGGGGCUGGCAGGAAAGCGGACCCCCAGGAGGGGGGCGCUGUGGCCGAACCUGGGGCAGCUGGGCCUCCCAAAUUGAAGGAACUGAAAAACCAGGAGUCUGCUGUGGGCCAGAAGCUAGUGCUCAGGUGUGAAGCCAAUUCCGAAUAUCCCGCUCUCAGAUUCAAAUGGCUAAAGAAUGGAAAAGAAAUAACCAAAAAAAACAAACCAGAAAAUGUCAAAAUCUCCAAAAAACAAAAGAAGUACUCGGAACUUCACAUUUCUAAAGCAUCGCUGGCGGACGCUGGGGAAUACACGUGCAAAGUGAGCAACAAACUAGGGAAUGACAGCACCAAAGCCAGCAUUACCAUCACGGACACCAAUGAGCACUCCAGCAAGACACCCGUAUCAACAGAAGGAGCAAAAUCUUCCUCACAGCCCGUGUUUGGGAUACAAGCAUCAACAGAAGGAACUAAUGCCUCCUCCUCCACUUCUACAUCGACUACUGGGACAAGUCAUCUCACAAAAUGUGACAUAAAGCAGAAAGCCUUCUGUGUCAAUGGGGGAGAGUGUUACAUGGUCAAAGACCUUCCAAACCCCCCCAGAUAUUUGUGCAGGUGCCCAAAUGAAUUUACUGGUGAUCGCUGCCAAAACUACGUAAUGGCCAGCUUCUACAAGCAUCUUGGGAUUGAAUUUAUGGAAGCAGAGGAACUAUACCAGAAAAGGGUCUUGACCAUAACUGGCAUCUGCAUUGCCCUCCUUGUAGUUGGCAUCAUGUGUGUUGUGGCCUACUGCAAAACCAAGAAGCAACGGAAAAAGUUGCAUGAUCGUCUUAGGCAGAGCCUGCGCUCUGAGCAGAACAACAUGGUGAACAUGGCCAAUGGGCCCCACCAUCCCAAUCCACCGCCCGAAAACGUCCAGCUAGUAAAUCAGUAUGUAUCUAAAAAUGUAAUAUCCAGUGAACACGUCAUUGAGAGAGAGACAGAGACGUCGUUUUCCACAAGUCACUACACCUCGACAACGCAUCACUCCACCACUGUCACCCAGACGCCCAGCCAUAGUUGGAGUAACGGUCAGACGGACAGCAUUAUCUCAGAAAGCCACUCGGUGCUUGUAAGUUCUUCUGUAGAGAACAGCAGGCACACGAGCCCAGCAGGGCCCAGAGGACGUCUCAGCGGCAUAGGAGGUCCACGAGAUUGCAACAGCUUCCUGAGGCAUGCAAGAGAGACCCCUGACUCCUACCGAGAUUCGCCUCACAGCGAAAGGUAUGUAUCAGCUAUGACCACACCGGCUCGCAUGUCACCUGUUGAUUUCCACACUCCAAGUUCUCCAAAGUCCCCCCCUUCAGAAAUGUCUCCACCGGUAUCCAGUUUAACUGUAUCUGUCCCUUCUGUGGCGGUCAGUCCCUUUAUGGAAGAGGAGAGGCCUCUGCUUCUGGUGACGCCACCUCGGUUACGGGAGAAGUAUGACCAUCACAUUCAGCAGUUCAAUUCCUUCCACCACAACCCCGCCCAUGAGAGCAACAGUCCGCCACCUAGUCCUCUGAGGAUAGUAGAGGACGAGGAAUAUGAGACCACACAAGAGUAUGAGCCAGCACGGGAGCCUCCAAAGAAACUAGUCAACAGCCGGAGGGCAAAAAGAACAAAGCCCAAUGGCCACAUUUCCAACAGAUCAGAAGUGAACACCGACACAAGCUCUGAGAGCAGUAGCUCUGAGAGUGAAACAGAAGACGAAAGAAUAGGUGAGGAUACACCUUUCCUGAGCAUACAGAACCCCAUGGCAACCAGCCUAGAGCCAGCCACUGCAUACCGACUGGCUGACAGCAGGACUAACCCAACUAGCCGGUUCUCCACACAGGAAGAAUUACAAGCAAGGUUGUCCAGUGUAAUAGCUAAUCAAGACCCUAUUGCUGUAUAAAACAUAAACAAAACGCAUAGAUUCACAUGUAAAACUUUAUUUUAUAUAAUGAAGUAUUCCACCUUUAAAUUAAACAAUUUAUUUUAUUUUAGCAAAUUCCACUAAUAGAAAACAGGAGGGGGAAAAAAACUUUUAUAAAUUAAAUAUAUGUAUGUACAAAUGUGUUAUGUGCCAUAUGUAGCAAUUUUUUACAGUAUUUCAAAAAUGAGAAAGAUAUCAAUGGUGCCUUUAUGUUAUGUUAUGUUGAGAGCAAGUUUUGUACUGUUACAGUAAUUGCUGUUCCACGGUAUUUUGCAGAAUCUUCCGACCUUCAGUUCUCCUGGCUUUUUUGUGCAUUGCGUCAUGGUAACUGGACGUAUGAUUUGCAAGAAUUGCAAAAGUCCCUAUGUUUGCUUGUAGUAGACUGCCCCCCCAAUCAAAAUACCCUGUAAUGACAUACCCACCAACAAAACAAGACUGUUGUCUUCUAUAAGAGGUUUUAUUUGCUUUUCGUAUCUGAAAUGAGUUGUGUCUGCUCUCUGCCAGCCAAAAGGUUUGCUUCAUUGGGCACUGGAAUAAUAGUACAUCAAAAGCAUGCUACUAUUAAUGACAGCAGGAUAACAAAAAUUGCAUUAAAUAAUGUUACAUAUUAGAAAGAGAGUAA